This is a messenger RNA of Exophiala aquamarina CBS 119918, 1728 nucleotides long. RefSeq lists its product as uncharacterized. Lineage: Eukaryota; Fungi; Ascomycota; Eurotiomycetes; Chaetothyriales; Herpotrichiellaceae. The coding region runs from base 1 to 1728 and encodes 575 amino acids. Gene Ontology annotation, biological process: maturation of SSU-rRNA from tricistronic rRNA transcript (SSU-rRNA, 5.8S rRNA, LSU-rRNA). Gene Ontology annotation, cellular component: nucleus; nucleolus. The transcript has 2 exons. The record is from RefSeq and is a predicted model, not a curated record.
AUGAGAGGUCUCAGGGAUCAGGCCAAGAGAUUGGAAUACAAGAAAUCAAAAGAUUACGAUCCCGAGGACGACGCUGCAACCCACUCCGACGACGAUGAAGAAUACUCUGACGGCGAGGGAGAAGCCAACAGUGGUGCUGGACGAGAGCAUUACGAAAGUGUGGGACAGAGCAAGCUACGGAAAUCUGAUGAGCCAGCGUUAGGCGCAAUAUAUGAAGGCGUCGCAGUCAGUCGCAAAGCCUUAGAAGAGCAGGACGACCGUGACGCGGAGGAAGAUCCCUUCGCGCCUGUUGACGACGAUGAAGACGACGACGAUCCGUUUGGGGUUAAAGAUGAAGAUAUAAGCGACUCAGACGACGCCUCAGGUCUCAAUGGCCCCAUAGAUGGCGGCGCAGAGAUUGAUGAAGACGACGAAAUUGACAGCGACGAAGCCCUGGGCGAAAGCGAUGUUGAACGGUUUAAGAAUUUUACGUUUCGAGGCAGCAAAAUCAAUAGCAGAGGCUCUGUGGAAGAAGAUGAAUCUGGAAGCCAAGAAUCCGAAGAGGAGGAUGACCUCUCCGACGAUCAAUCAUCCGAACAGUCGGAGGGCUUGGAUUCAGAUGUUGAUAUGGACGACGAUGACGAACUAUCAGAGUCAGAGCCAGAAUCUCCAGCCUCGUCAUCCGCCUCCUCACCGCUUCCAAGCAAGCCCAAAUCAAGCCGAGACCUGGCCCGCGCAGAGCUGCGCAAAGCCGCAACCUCAACCUCAUCUACCGCAGCGCUGGCGUCCGCCCUCUCCGCCAGCGCCAGCGCCGACGUCAAAAAGGGGCAGGCCGUGAAGCAGCAACAGAAGACGUUUGACAGACUGCUAGAUGCGAGGAUAAAGCUGCAAAAGGGCCUGACUGUGGCGAGCGAGCUGGACAACACCACCCUCGUCGCGGAACAAGACGUCCAAGCCGCCGCGCAGCAGGCUGAAGAAGCAGCGCUCGCACUCUGGUCCACGAUCGAUUCGAUCCGCUGCGCAUUCAUGGGCGCGCACAACGCGUCGUCCCACCGCACGAAGAGCGACGGCCAGGAAGAGCUGAAGCGUAAGCGACCUCUGGCACCCACGCGUGAUACGUCGACUUCGGAACUGUGGAAUCACACGACCGCGCUAGACUUGAGCACGAAUGCAGUGCACCGCGCAACGCUCGACAAAUGGAACGCCAAAACACAGCCCAUCAUCGACGCCUCUGCAGCCCGCUCCAAACUCCUUCCGGGUUCCUCAUCACAUACCCACUCGUCACGCCUCACCUCCGUCCUCGACACAUACCUCGCCAGCAGCAGCGCCACCCUCAUCCAGUCCUCCACCCCCAGUGACCACAAUGCACUCUACGACGACAUGCCAUUCUACCAAUCGCUCCUCCGGGACCUCAUCACGUCACGCAACGCCGCGACCGGCACCGACAACUCGGACACCAUCUACCUCCCGCCGAAACUGCACACCUCGGGCUCGCGCGCGAAGAAGGUCGACACUAAGGCGUCCAAGGGCCGCAAGGUGCGGUACAACGUGCACGAGAAGCUGCAGGAUUUCAUGGCCGUAGAGGACCGGGGCACGUGGGAGGAUGCGGCGCGGACCGAGUUCUUUGCCAGUUUGUUUGGCAACCGAGGGGCCUUGGAUGAGGUAGACGACGAUGAUGAAGAGGAUGGAGGUGACGGUGAUGGGGAUGCUGGAAAGGAAGAGGUGGCUUUGAGGUUGUUUAGGAAUUGA